AUGCCGAUCUGGAUGUCCGGCUCUGCCCUCCUGGUGAUGCCAUUGGCGUCUGCCAUGACAUCCGCGGUCGGUGGCUCUUCGCAGCUAGCCAUCGGCACAUGUCUCUGGACGAAGCUGGUUGGGAGGGAGACACCGAAUGGCUUACGCAGGUCGAUGGCUACCUUGGUCGAGAACCGGGACGUGCUUUUGGUGCCUGCCCUGCAGAGCCUCGUGUGGCUGUCGAAGGGAACCAUGGCGCCUGAUAGCUACACUCGUACUACUACAGGACCAAGCUUGCUUCCUUGGCCAGGGUCGACCACCCCACACGGCCCAAGCCAAGCUAUGGAAUUGAAGGCGCCACGGGGUGGCGUUGUGUGGAGCUGUACCGCGUACGUGUACGGAGGGUGUUUGCACUCAGAGCAGCAGCAUAUGGCCCCCACCCGGUCGACACAGGAUGGCUUGGCAGGGUGUGAUGAAUGUGUUCACAUGCUUCAGCCACAGCGGCGAGGGAGCAUCGCAGCACAGGCAUCAGCGAUGGAUGAGCAAAUGAAGGAUGCUACCUAUGAUUCAGUGCCGAGCAGUGCAGACGUACAUACUGAUCAUCAGCUUGGCAGAUAUUUUCUAGGGCGACAGCAGCAUCAUAUCUCUGUCUCUGAGGUCGAUCAAUGCCGCUCUCUCCAGCGCAAUGACGCCAACGAGGAGACACAUACGAGUAUAGAAGAGCUGCACAUCAUCCAGCAGCUCAUCAAUACCGUUCUCGUAUCUAGAUGGCCAUACGGGACUUCCCGACUUCUAGCCAGGCGGAGUUCUCGAAUUGGCUACGACAUUCCAUGGCCAUGCAGCGGAACAUUAAUAAUGGCGACCGUUGUGCCGGCGCCUCGGGACAGGUCGCAAUGCAACUUCAACCUUUGUUCUUCAAAACUUGCCCGUGGGUUUUGGGCGACUACCGAUCCUGAGUGCCUUGUCAGGAUCCCGUUGGACCCCUGCAGGGGAACCCAACACAAAGCUCGACUUGACCACGGCGCUGCGUCCAAAAUGGUCCGCCUGGAGCCAAUCAGUGAGCGAGCUGGUGAGAUUGCCCAGGAUGUCGGCCCUUGCCUUGCGGUGUCUCACAAUGCUGCCACUGCAUGUGCUCGUAUAUACAUACAUACACACAUACAACAAGUGCAUACGAGGCCGUUUCGAUAUCCUCACAGGCCUUCCGUCUACCCACCCAAUGAGCUGCCGUCACAUGUCCUUCCGAUGGCCAUCAAGAUGCCUCUGCCCGGCGAUCGACAGUGGCGCCGGCUUGCCACCGCGGGCGCUAUCAGAAAAAUUUACACGGUCGCCACAAGUGCGGCUUGUCCCUUGUCCAGCUUGCGUGGCUUUGCAACCACAUGCUUACAAGGCAACAAGCCUUCUCAUCAUCAGCCCAUCAACAGCCCUCAGGACAAGGAACCGUUUGAACCGUUUGAACCAUCGUCGAGCACCCAUCCCGCCUUAGUCAGCCCCUUGGUCGAAGCUCCGUUUGCGCGGCUGACGAAAUUUUACCCUCGUUCCCCCCCAUUGGAGGGCGGAGAACGUCGCCGGGCUGGCGGUGAACUGGGGACUCGUUCUCGUUCGGUCUUCGGUUUUGCCCAUCAAUGCGCGCGUCUGAGACGGAUCUCUGGGCGCCCGGAGGAAUUGCUCCUUGCCUGCCAGGCUUGGACGACGGUGAUUACAUAAGGUCGAGGUCUGGACUGAGACGGCUUCAUCAACGACGGGGAACCGGGUGGAUGGAAUGUGAAAGCGCGAGUCUGGCAGAGCGGAAAGUGGGAUAUCAGCUACGGACCGAGGUCGCUCGUUGGAGGAGCUGUUCGAUUAAGGUUUUUGCCAGGAAGGUGCCUGUGGCUUUGAUUUUGACCUGGCUUCACUGGACGGCCCUUCAGGGGUGGGUCUUUAUGAGUCUGCUCUCUCGAGGCUUAUACGUGGCUAAGGG
This is a messenger RNA of Trichoderma reesei QM6a, 1936 nucleotides long. RefSeq lists its product as uncharacterized. The record is from RefSeq and is a predicted model, not a curated record. Bases 1 to 1683 code for a protein of 560 amino acids. NCBI's taxonomy places the organism in Eukaryota, Fungi, Ascomycota, Sordariomycetes, Hypocreales, Hypocreaceae. The transcript has 5 exons.